Messenger RNA from Symbiodinium natans, 870 nucleotides. Lineage: Eukaryota; Dinophyceae; Suessiales; Symbiodiniaceae. The record is from the annotation of a GenBank genome assembly.
AUGGCGUCCAAGGAAGCCGUUUCUGAUAGCAGCGCUGUGGAGGCCACGCACGCGGACAUGAGCAGCUCUUUACACGUGGGUACUAUUUUUCAGGAAGGCCUGCCGAAACAAACUUUGUCCAGCCGAGGACAAAAGCAGGUGGAAACCUUGCUGGACCAUUUCUGUGCAGAGCGCAGCGACUACAAGGACCUUUGCGUUGAAUAUGUCAAGUGGGCGUGGCACGGAACACAACGUGGGCGCCACGACAUGCCUGCGGCCGACGAGCCAGGUUUGGAGUCAGUCCUUGGGGCGGUGUCUGACAGGAAUGGAGCACCUCAUGACUUUACUGUGCCUUCAGCGGUAGAGCGCCUGGCGCAACGACGGACGACAGCCAUGAGCUUCGCGGGCAAGGGCUUCAGCGCCGCGGUCCGCCAAGCCAAUGUGCUAGCCCUGCUCGUCCACUCCUCCAGCUGGCAACUCAUCCUCCUUUUGACAGGCGCAUGCAAAAGGUGGACGCGCAGGAGGAGGAAGGCCCGUGCCACACGCCUGCGCGAGCUCCUGGGCAACACGAGCCCGAAAGCAUCAGCAAUUCCUCCAACAGGCAUGGUCUUGCAGCAAAAACCCCAGCUUCGAAGUCCAGCAGCACCGCGGGAAAGCCUUGGACAUUGCCACGAAGCAGCGGUACCUGGAAGAAUAUCAGAAACGCAAGCCAAGCAACAGGAGGGCAGCAAGCGCCCCGAGAAGUCCAUGCUUGCUGAAAAGGGGAACUUCCCAGGCAUUUUUUCAGGAUGCUUCUCCAACUGGAGCCAACAAAGCCGGAAGCAAAAGUGGGCCCGUGUUUGCAGCAACAUGCCUGCAGCCGCGAAGAAAGCACGCCAGCUUCCAGGCUAG